Messenger RNA from Panicum virgatum (switchgrass), 1018 nucleotides. Its product is annotated as probable ascorbate-specific transmembrane electron transporter 1. The transcript is spliced from 4 exons. Gene Ontology annotation, molecular function: oxidoreductase activity. Lineage: Eukaryota; Viridiplantae; Streptophyta; Magnoliopsida; Poales; Poaceae. Bases 135 to 827 code for a protein of 230 amino acids. The record is from RefSeq and is a predicted model, not a curated record.
GGUGGUGUGGGCCGGGCUAACCGUUUUCUCUUGGCCUUUGCUGCUGGCUGGACUUAUACCAGUUGACUGACGUAGCGGCCGGGUCGCCGGGAGACUUCCGAGUUCCGGUCCCCCCUCCACUGCCGGAGGAGGAGAUGGCCGUGCCGGCGCCCGCGAAGGUGGCGCGCGCGCUUGCGGCCUCGGCGGCGGUGCUCGUGCUGCUGUGGUGCGUCCGUUUCCGCGGUGGUCUCUCCCUCGGCUCCCCUGCCAACAAGGGCCUCAUCUUCAACGUGCAUCCUGUGCUUAUGCUGAUAGGAUUCAUCAUCCUAGGGAGUGAAGCCAUAAUGAGCUAUAAAAUACUGCCCUGGAGUCACGAUACAAAUAAGAUGGCUCACAUGGUUCUUCAUGCUGUUGCCCUCUUCCUGGGUUCUGUUGGGAUAUAUGCUGCCUUCAAGUUCCACAAUGAAAGUGGAAUUGCUAAUCUCUACAGCUUGCAUUCGUGGGUUGGACUUGGAACUAUCUGCCUAUAUGGCAUACAGUGGCUACUUGGCGUUACAACCUUCUUCUACCCUGGUGCUUCACCAACAGUCCGGCGCCGGAUGCUCCCGUGGCACGUUCGCUCUGGGCUUGUCAUCUACAUUCUGGCACUGUUUGCGGCAGAGUUGGGUUUCCUGGAGAAGCUCACCUUCCUCCAGGCGGCCGGCCUCGGCAGGUACAGCUCGGAAGCCCUGUUGGUGAACUUCACAGCUCUUCUCGUGGUACUUCUUGGCGCUUCUGUUGUGCUGUAUGUCACUGCCCCAAUGCACAACGAGCAGACGCAUGGGUAUUCAGCAGUGCACAAGACCUGAGCCACUGAUACUGCUGGUGUAUCCUUGUAAGAACCAAAUCCAAAUCAAAAUUUGCCCGGCCUUGUGUAUAAAUGUUGUUGAGACUUACAGUUAGUUCAGAUUUAGCGGGCGUGUAUAAAUGUGUAAUGGUACUGCAAAAUACAUUUCCCUCCAGGUUUAACAAUAAGAGUAACAGAAAGAUCUAUGCUGAA